AUGGAGGCAGCCACCCCAAAAAGGAAACUGGCGGGGGACGGGGAGCUGACGAUUGAGGCCAUCCGUGAGGUGAUCAAGGGGGAGCUCCGGGAUGAGAGAAGAGAGCUCAAGCAAGAAUUCCUGGGAGAAGUCCGCACCGAAGUCCAAGCCACUAUCGACCGAGUGGAGAAAGUCGAACACAGCGUCACCUCUCAGUUGGAACACACACUCCAGUUGCUCCACAACCUCACCGACAAGUAUGCCGCCCACGGGGACUCCCUACGACGCUUGGAGGAAAACCAAUCGAAACAAGAAAGCACCAUGAUGACCAUUACCAACGACUACCUCACCAUCUCUACCCGGCUCAGCUUACUGGAGGGGCGCUUCGGAAGAUGGCAAGGGAGUGGAUCCGGAAGUGGAACAUCGUCCCUCUCCACCACGGAUACAACGGAAGCUGGCAAACGACCAGCUCUGAUUCUGGGAGGGUGGGCAGAAGACACACCCGCGAGUACCACAUUGGAAAAAGCGCAACAAGCCGCAGCUACCCUCCAACUAGAAAUCAACAUGCAGGAGGCGUUCGUCCCGGGAAUACGUAGGGGCUAUGUCAUCAUACCACUGCCGUCGCAAUACAGCAAGGAUCCGGAACUACAAGCAGGAGUUCGUCGCGCCCUUAAGAAGGUCAAAGACUCCAACAUCACCCUCGGGGAAAGGGAGAAUGGCACACCGCAAAAAAUGUGGAUGGCGAUGUCCCAAAGCCCACAACGCAGGGCCAAGGCGAAGUUGGCUGGAAAGGUCAAACGUUUCGCACUUGAGUUGGGAGCGGCCCUGAACACAGUGGAAGCAGAGUUUGCCUCGGGAACAGUGUGGCUGCAAGGCACCAAAAUAGCCUCGGCGUCAACACCCCAGAAGACAGGAGCCACUACAGCUGGAAUUGGAUGGGUGGACGUCCCCACCAUCGCCAACCUCCUACGUAAAGAUGGACAGGAAGAGGAGAAGUCUCACCACAAGCGGCUUUUACCCAACUACAAAGUUAUGAGUUGGAAUGUGGGAGGGCUCACACCUGUGCAAAUCCUUGAGCUCGCCGACACCCUCAGUGAGAUGGAUUCUUUAAAAGACAUCCGGAUCCUGAUGGUGCAAGAAGUUGUUUGUGCAGCUGGAAUUCAUAUGGAUGAGGUCAAACAAUGGAAAAUUCUUUAUGGGAAAGGGGAGCAUGAAUGGAGAGGUACAGCCAUUGUAUACAAGCUUUCACUCGGUACACACCACCACACCGAGCUCCACACAGGUGGAAUCACCACCAUCCUUCACCUCGCAGGCCAACCCACCAACCAACUAGGAGUCCUGUCAGGGCACAUCCCGUGGAAUGCUACAAUCGCUGCCACUGAGGCCCUACUCUCCGAGUGGGAAAGCAGCCGAGCGUGCCAUCAAAGCAAGUGCAUACUGGGAUUGGAUGCCAAUGAAACCUUCAAGAAUGGCCCCCACACAAUCACAGCUACCACAGCCAGGGGGAAUACCAUCCUGGACUGGUUUACCACCCAAAAUUUGAGACUGCCACCCCAACAGAUGGAAGCACCAUCACACUUCCCCUACAACCCGACGAUGAUGCCACGGAGAUUGGACUAUCUGGGGCUGAAAGGCUACCACAUGUCCGCGGCAUAUGUAGGAGAGAUCAGGGAUGUUGCCAGAUCGGAUCAUGAACCCAUCGUAGCGGAUAUUCCCCCCUCUGGCAAAAAACCCAAAACGAAACACACCUGGGGGCCCAGAGUGCUAAAAGACCCUGACCAAAUUGGCACCGCCCUCCAGGAAACGCCGGAGGGGAACACAUAUUAUGCCCAGGUGAAAAACAUCUGCCUUGCAAUCACGAAGCCCCAUUCGGACAGCAUAACCUUCCAUGAAAGCGAGACACUCCAACUACUACGACGAGAAGCUCACCGCACACCACCGGGGCAGGCCAGGAAACAAGCAUGGAAACAAGUCCAAAAACUCCGGAAACAAGAGCACAAGCUUUGGGAAAAAGAGCUCAUCGACCAGGCAAGCCAGAUGAAUUGGAAAGCCAUGCGAGCCAUCGACCACCUCAACCAACCUCGGCAUUGGGAACAUCGACUACUGGAUCCACCAGAUUGGCCCGAUCACCUUCAACAACAUUUCAAGAAGAUCUUCAACAAAGCCGACUUAGAGAUGACGGAGCGGAAGCUGGAGAGUAGUAUCGCUCAAAUGGGAACCACGGAAGUCUACGGGGCCGGCAUAGCCGAGGGAGUCACCGUCCUUUUACCUAAGACCCACGCCCCGACCAGCUGGGGAGAGACCAGACCGAUCACGUUGAGCAGUACAAUCUUGAAGUGGCUGGCCCAACUUCUCCUGCAUAGAAAGCCGUGGGAAGCCCAACUGUGGAUUGACGUGAUUAGCGCGAGGGAGAUCAACGUGGCCAUUGCAGACCGCACCACCCCGGUUCCGCAAACGAAUGGAGUGCGUCAGGGCUCUCCGGACAGUCCCCGACUGUUCGCAGAACUCAUUGGAGAAUGCCUCCAAGAAACCUUGGUGGAAGACGUCCACAGCACCACACCUACCCCGCCACACCCGGCCCAACCACGGGAGCUUCCACCAUGUCCGACCUCAGGUGGCGCUUUCAUGGAUGACACAUACCUAUGGGGAGGGUGCCCCGCCCGACUACAACGCCUAAUCACCACCCUGGAAGCCCAUCUCAAACGGCAGGGCUUGGACAUACACCCCAAGAAAACAGGCAUCAUCUCCAGCCAUUCCCAGGGAAAGGGCACACCCUUCCGAAUUGGCGGGGAAACGGUGCUAGCACAAGGCCCGGAUGUCAUCCUGCACGCCCUGGGAUCGCCUCUGACCUUCGACAACGUCACUACAGCCCUGGCAGCAGAAAUGCAAGGGCGAGCAAGACGUACCUUCCACUUAAGGAAACGCAUCCUCUGCGCAUCCACACCCCUCGGGCCCCGCCUCAAGUUGCACAACACCUACGUGCGUAGCUCGGCCCUGUGGGCGUGUAACACUUGGCCAAUACAGGAGAGUCUCCUCAAGCAAGCGAACUCGCAACAACUACAUCAAGUCCGAGCCAUGCUCGGGAGAUCACGUCAACCAACCGAGCAAUGGGCAGAAUGGAACACCCGCACCCUGCGGGAGGCGAGAAUGAUCGCGCAACGAGAGCAGCUACAGCGCUGGUCCACAUUUGUUUUAUGGCAAGUGUGGGGGUUAGUGGGCCAUCUCGCCCGUGGGCAUCCCACCACUCAAGCAGUUCUCCAAUGGCGCAAUAUCAAGUGGUGGAGAGGUUGCAGCAAUGUGCAGUUCAGCAAUGUCAGUGUUGUCUGUGCCGGGAAGACCGACGACUACCGGAACCACCAUGUGGACCACCGAUGCCUCGAGCACCAACACCAACACCCACACCAGUGCCUCGACAACCACCACGACCCCCAUGGUUCCCACGACCUCCAGGAGUACCACCCGCACGGCUCCGACGACCACCUCGACCCCCUCGACCCCCACAAGCACCGCGACCUCGAUGACGACCACCUCGACUGCCGCGACGGUGCCCACAACCCCAACGGGGACUACCACCACGGCCUCUACCACCACCACGACCCCUAUGACUCCCACGACCUCUACGAGUACUGCCUGCGCAACCACUACGACGAUGACUACAACGGCUCCGACAACCUCAUCGGCCUCCUCGACCUCGACGGGCACUACGACCUCGAUGACGACCGCCUUGACUACCACGACGACUACCACCACCACGACCCCUAUGACCUCCACGACCUCUACGAGUACUGCCUGCGCAACCACUACGACUACGACUACAGCGGCUCCGACAACCUCAUCGGCCUCCUCGACCUCUACGGGCACUACGACCUCGAUGACGACCACCUUGACUACCACGACGGUGCCCACAACCCCAACGGGGACUACCACCACGGCCCCUACCACCACCACGACCCCUAUGACUUCCACGACCUCUACGAGUACUGCCUGCGCAACCACUACGACUAUGACUACAACGGCUCCGACAACCUCAACGGCCUCCUCGACCUCGACGGGCGCUACGACCUCGAUGACGACCGCCUUGACUACCACGACGACUACCACCACCACGACCCCUAUGACCUCCACGACCUCUACGAGUACUGCCUGCGCAACCACUACGACUACGACUACAGCGGCUCCGACAACCUCAUCGGCCUCCUCGACCUCUACGGGCACUACGACCUCGAUGACGACCACCUUGACUACCACGACGGUGCCCACACCCCCAACGAGAACUACCACCACGGCUCCCACGAUCACCACGACCCCUUUGACUUCCACGACCUUUACGAGUACGGCCUGUGCAACGACUACGACGACUACCACAACUACAACGGAAGCUACCAAUACCCAAACGGCAAGAACGCCUACACCAACAUCUACGACUACGACCACCAUGACCACUACGAUUUCUACAUCAACGAAACCAACAACAACUUCUACGACCACCCCGACCUCCAUGGAUUCCACGACCUCCAUGACCAACGACACCCCGAUGACAACCACCCGGCUGACAACGACGGUGUCCACGCCCACACCAAUGCCGACCACCACCUCCACUACACCGGACGACCCCACCUACGUCGCCACAAACGCUGCUGCCGAAGAAGGACCACCACCGGCCACGACCAGGCCACACCCCUAUAA
Molecule: messenger RNA, 4665 nt
Organism: Symbiodinium natans
Lineage: Eukaryota; Dinophyceae; Suessiales; Symbiodiniaceae
Source: the annotation of a GenBank genome assembly